AAUAUGUUACAUUAAUUACGAUUUUAUCUUCGUUCUUUUCGGGAUAAACUUUGCUGAGUCAACUCCGGAGAGAUUUCCCCUCCCAUUUUCUCUCCGUGCUGAUCUACCAGUGAUCUCUUUGGUUUACUGUUCUUUCGCUUUUCUCGUUUUCUGUGUUGGUACUUUGCUUACAGGCUUUCGAAGAGGGGUGGAUCUUCUUGGGGAAAAGAAUCGAAGAAAAUGGAGAAAGUGGAAAGAUUUAUUGGGUCGAUUGAUCAGGGAACGACCAGUACGAGGUUUAUAAUCUAUGAUCAGUCUGCCAGGCCUGUUGGGUCUCAUCAGAUUGAAUUCACUCAGUUCUAUCCCCAAGCAGGAUGGGUAGAGCACAAUCCGAUGGAGAUUCUAGAGAGCGUACGGAUUUGCAUGGAAAAGGCCAUUGAUAAGGCGACAGUUGAUGGGCAUAACGUGGAGAAAGGAUUGAAGGCAAUCGGCCUCACGAAUCAGAGAGAGACGACUCUUGUUUGGAGCAAAUCUACUGGUUUACCCCUCUACAACGCCAUAGUUUGGAUGGAUGCGCGAACCACUUCUAUCUGCAGGAAAUUAGAGAAAGAGUUACCAGGGGGAAGAACUCAUUUUGUAGAGACAUGUGGCUUGCCUAUCAGUACAUAUUUCAGUGCAGUCAAACUCCUAUGGCUAUUAGAAAAUGUCAGUGCUGUCAAAGAAGCUGUUGGAAAAGGCGAUGCUCUGUUUGGAACGGUCGACACUUGGUUGAUCUGGAAUUUGACAGGGGGUUGCGAGGGUGAAGACAGAAACCAAAACAAGAUAACUGGGAUCCAUGUCACUGAUGUCUCAAAUGCAUCUCGAACCAUGCUCAUGAACCUCAAGACACUUGAUUGGGAUCGACCCACAUUGGAUGCUUUGGGAAUACCCAUCGAAAUCCUGCCCAAGAUUAUUAGCAAUUCUGAAAUAAUCGGAAAGAUGGCGAGUGGAUGGCCUCUUGUCGGUGUCCCAAUUGCCGGAUGCCUGGGUGAUCAACACGCAGCCAUGCUGGGGCAGGCUUGCCGGACAGGGGAGGCGAAGAGCACCUAUGGGACUGGUGCUUUUAUACUUCUCAACACUGGUAAGGAAGUCGUUAAAUCAUCCCAUGGACUCCUCACCACUCUCGCCUACAAGCUUGGUCCUAAUGCGCCAACCAAUUAUGCUUUGGAAGGCUCCAUAGCAAUAGCUGGAGCGGCAGUUCAGUGGCUGAGAGACGGCCUGGGCAUAAUUAAGAGUGCAGCCGAGAUUGAAGAGCUAGCAGCGCAGGUGGAUAAUUCCGGCGGGGUCUACUUUGUGCCAGCAUUUAAUGGGUUAUUUGCACCAUGGUGGAGAGACGACGCUCGAGGGGUGUGUAUUGGGAUAACAAGGUUUACGAGCAAGGCUCACAUUGCCCGUGCUGUGUUGGAGAGUAUGUGUUUCCAGGUGAAGGAUGUGCUGGAUUCUAUGCACAAAGAUGCAGGAGAGAAGGGUGAGGCCAAGAAUGACAAGGGGGAGUUCUUGCUUAGAGUGGACGGUGGAGCAACUGUUAACAAACUUUUGAUGCAGAUUCAGGCGGAUAUAUUGGGAAGUCCUGUGGUAAGACCAGCUGACAUUGAGACGACAGCUCUUGGGGCAGCUUAUGCUGCUGGAUUAGCUGUGGGGCUUUGGACUGAAGAUGAUAUUUUUGCAGAGAGAGCAGAGAAAGCCACCAUUUUUAGUCCCAAGUUGGAUGGGGAACUGAGGAAGAAGAGACUGGAGUCUUGGUGCAAGGCAAUAUCAAGAACUUUUGAUUUGGCAGACCUUUCCCUCUAAACUCCUAUUACUUGGCCAUUGACCUUGUUAUAUUCAUUGCAUGUAUAGAUUUUACGCACACUAUUUCACUUUUAUUAUUUGGUUGAAAAGUGACAAAAUCCACUUUGGUUUGAUUCUAGUUA
Molecule: messenger RNA, 1931 nt
Organism: Nelumbo nucifera (sacred lotus)
Lineage: Eukaryota; Viridiplantae; Streptophyta; Magnoliopsida; Proteales; Nelumbonaceae
Product: glycerol kinase-like
Biological process (GO): phosphorylation; triglyceride metabolic process; glycerol metabolic process
Cellular component (GO): mitochondrion
Molecular function (GO): glycerol kinase activity
Source: RefSeq, a predicted model, not a curated record